AUGCAACUGUUUUCACAGGCAACUCACUCAGACAUCGAGGUCCUCUGUGGCUCUCAGACAGUGCACCUCAAGAUCCUCCUGUGUCCCAUCUAUUUCAAUGGAUACAACGAAUCACUGCUGGCCCUCAACUCAGAGCACUCCAAAGACCAGUGUAAAGGGACACCUGACUGGACAGCGGACCCGCCUGUUGUCAAAUUCAACGUCUCCAUCACAGAGGAGGCGAUCACUUUCUGCUCCAGCAAGCUGAUCAUCACUGAGGAGGUGGGAACCGGACUGUUUGCAGAUUUCUCCAACGUCCAGCACAUCGGCAUCGCAGGCAUGAUCUGCUCUGAGGACCCCAGCAAAGGAGCCAUCACCUAUCACCAAGAGGUGAUGUACAGGUUCUCCUGCCGCUACCCACUGCAGUACCUGGUCAACAACACUCAGAUGAGCGUGUCUGCGGUAAGCCUGGCAGUCAAAGACAAUAAUGGGAGUUUCAUCAGCUCACUGAGCAUGCGACUCUACUCGGACCGUGGCUACUCCUCCACGCUGCAGAUCCCUCCAGGAGGCCUGGAUCUAAAGACCAGGAUCUAUGUAGAAGUCAAGGCGUCCAACCUCAAUAACAGAUUCAAUGUGCUCCUGGACCGAUGUUAUGCCACAACUUCGCUUUUCCACGUCAACACCACAUAUUACGAUCUCUUUGUUGGGUGUAACCGGGAUGCCCAGACAGUAAUGGGAGUCAACGGAGCGCAGCAGAAAGCCCGCUUCUCCUUCGAGGCUUUCCGCUUUGUCCAAAGCAAAGACGUAACUUUCUCCACCUACUAUGUACAGUGUGCCACCAGGCUCUGUGUGAACUCUUUCUGCCCCAACCUCAUUCAGAACUGCACUACCGGCAGCAACUCCAGGAGGCGCCGCAGUGCCAACGACAACCAGGACACCACAGUGAGCGACAUGGCCACCGUCAGCUCAGGCCCCAUCACUAUCCGCACAGAUAUUGGUGAGAAUGGGAAUGGUCUUCAUAGUACCAUGCUGGCUGUUUCAGUCGUAGCAGGCAUUGUUGGAGUCAUCUGUCUUACUCUGGCGGCUUUCAUUGUUUACCAGAGGCACAACUCCAAAAUCAGUUCCACCAAGUAG
Sander lucioperca (pikeperch) is the source of this 1113-nucleotide messenger RNA. RefSeq names its product zona pellucida-like domain-containing protein 1. The record is from RefSeq and is a predicted model, not a curated record. The coding region runs from base 1 to 1113 and encodes 370 amino acids. The transcript is spliced from 9 exons. Gene Ontology annotation, cellular component: cell surface. Lineage: Eukaryota; Metazoa; Chordata; Actinopteri; Perciformes; Percidae.